Messenger RNA from Drosophila subobscura, 2586 nucleotides. Its product is annotated as WD repeat-containing protein CG11141. Bases 81 to 2195 code for a protein of 704 amino acids. The record is from RefSeq and is a predicted model, not a curated record. Gene Ontology annotation, molecular function: protein binding. The transcript has 4 exons. NCBI's taxonomy places the organism in Eukaryota, Metazoa, Arthropoda, Insecta, Diptera, Drosophilidae.
GUGUGUACUUUUUGUUGACAGCCGGAUUAGAUUAGGACUGAAUUGUUUGUUAUUCGCAUUGAGAGGAGAGCCAGCUGAGAAUGGCCAACAGCAAGGAGUUGUGCUCCAUACGGGAGUGGGCGCCGCUAACUGAUGUCAUCGAUCGCAUUCCGGCACGACUGCAGCGUGGAAUCUUUCCGGCCAAUCUCAACUUAACUUGCGUCGAUGGAACAAACGAAUUCCUGGCCGUGGGUAGCGAUGCGGGCAUUGUAUUCUGGUACAAUCGCCAAACGGGCGAGAUGCAGAAGCUCAAGUCGGAGGUUGCCACACGCAUUUCGUGCGUGAAGAUAGUCAACUCCGUGGAGUACAUGGUGGCAGCAGGAUGCGCCAAUGGGCAAGUCAGCAUAUUCCAGAUACAAAAGGAACUGCCCCAGGACUUGGAUCUGGUGGCGCCCUGUACGCGCAGUAAACCCAUCGAACGCUACACCAUCCGCGACCUGCACCGGUGUGUGGUCAGCUGCUGCGAGUGGUCGAAGAAUGGCAUGAAACUUUUCUCCGGCGACCGUCAAGGUGUUGUGGUGCUGACGGAAUUCGACUAUCAAACGCACCAAAGCAAAUCCGUGGAGAUCCUGAGCGAAGCUUAUGAAAUUGUCCAGCUAAGCGUGCACCAGAGCCACCUGCUAGUGGCCACACUCUACCGCUGUAUUGUGUGCCAGCGCGACGUACAAACCGCACAGUGGCACAUCACCCAGGUGGGCAAGAAGGAUCGCAAGCAGCUCAUCGACUGCGGCGGCGUGUUCUUUAAAAAGUUGUCGAGCAGCCAGCCACAACUCAUUUGCGGGCGCCCUGGUAUGCGCUUCUGGAUGGCUGACGCCUUCGGAAAUGUGUCCAAGACCAUUCUGUUUAAGGAUGCUGUGCUGCGCAGUCCCACAUGGGAGAUCCCCAUACUAAACCCGAAACCGCGCAGUGACCCAUACACAAGGCCACAACUUGCCGAGCCUGGUGAAGAAGACGGCGAAGUGCCCUACGUGGCUAGCAGCAAUUUCCGUCAGUUGUAUCUGUACGAUGGCCAGGACUCCUUGCUGGUGACCCACGACGAUACAACUUUGUAUAUACUGAACAUGGACCGCCUCAAGGUGGAGGCUGUGGCGCGUGGGUUCCGCAAGAUUCUCGACUUUUGUGUUUACGGCAAGGAGAUCUUUGUUCUGGAAGGCGAGCGCUCCCUGCUGCGACUGGCUCCACUGCCGGAGCCGCCAAACAAGACGGCGAAAGUAAUAUUUAAUCCGUUGAUGCCGCCGCCAGUUCCAGUCCUGGGCGCCUCGCACUACUCCCAGCUGGAGUCACCGCUGGAGCUACAAGCGGAGCCCCUGCACAGUGCCGAGGAAUGCUUUGAGCUGCCGCCUGUCGAGAAACUCGAUCUGAAUGUUCCCAUUGAGCUGGCCGUGGAGUCGCCGUUGGCUCAGCAGAAUCGUCGCCUGGAUAUCUUUCGUCGCAUUGGCGAAAUGGACUUCGACCAGUCCAUAGUUCACACCACAGGCACGACCUCCACUAGGAAACGCAAGCCAUCCGUUGGCAAGCAGAACAGUGGCUUGGGCGUCGUUGAAAUCGGUCACGAGACGCACGAGUUGAAGCUGCCACUCACAAGUGCUGCCACUAUAAUGGAGGCCAGCUACUGUCAGAUGGAGAACAAUGGCCUGGCUUCGCCUUUGGAUUUGAAGAGCGCCUUUAUGGAACAUCUGCCCGACGCCCUGAGCCCGACCACGCUCCAGAAGACCGUGGCGGCAAAGGCCAAGUCUCUGGCUGCCGAGCUGGACCUGCCCGAGGUGCACCUGGCCCCACUCACCCAAGAGGAGCUGCGUGCCGCCCAUGCCCAGACGACGCACUUGACAGAGUCUUUAAUCAGCUGCUACCCCACCCGACUAGAGGAGGCCAGUAUGCAGACAGUUCCACCAGGAAUACAACCCAUCGACGAUUACAAUGCGGGCCAGCCGAUAGACGGGAUUCGUGCGUCUGCUUCGCUGAAGCCCAAAGUGGCACCUCUGAAGUUUGUCAAGAGCAAGCCGAAAGCAACACUGACCCUGCAGGAUGAUCCGGACGAGGAGGAGUACACGAGCUUUCUACCCGACUUUCGGCGGGCUGGAGACCCGCUGAGAAAGGAAACCCCAGCAACAAGCGAUUCCAACACGUCGAGCGAGUGGGAGUUUCUGGACAAUUAGUUGCAGUAUUACCCAUAAGUGAUGAUUGUAUCAUUUGCACUUGCUUUCAUAUUGAUUUUGAGCACACUACACACUUUUCUGUGGCCCCACUCAAAGAAAUUGUUGUGCGUAUUAGAGUGUGAUUAUCGUGAUUUAUUCAUACUUAUUAGUCGAAUUAACACAAGUGUACAUAACUUUAGCAUAAGUAAUCCCACUAUUCAAAAUUAUAGCCUUUCCGAUAUGUAGGCAAUACUUACAUGAGCACUGUGAACUUAUCCUAAUUUUAGGAUAUUUAUAUUAUCCCCUAUGUUGCCCAACUCACUCACACAUUCGAAUGCUUUAGGUAUUUUAAACAUACAAAUGUAUAUCUACAUGGAUCGCUUUGUAACACACAAAAUACAACUAUUUUAUA